Molecule: messenger RNA, 1896 nt
Organism: Physcomitrium patens
Lineage: Eukaryota; Viridiplantae; Streptophyta; Bryopsida; Funariales; Funariaceae
Product: heavy metal-associated isoprenylated plant protein 28
Molecular function (GO): metal ion binding
Source: RefSeq, a predicted model, not a curated record
GCAUGGUUUGUCAGAUGAACGAUUCGCACUUCAUUCAGUGUGUGGGUGUCUAGCGCGGAUUGCUCAACGAUCUUCGUAAGUUUGUAUCGGGUUUUGCACGUUGACGUUUAGCUCAUCACUUGCCGUCAUCUGUGUAAUAUUUCAAGAGUUGGUGUGUGUUUCGAUUCUCCUUGGACUUUGUGUUCCAAUCUCAGUGGUUGCAUCAUCGCCGAGGAACUGUGUCUUGUGAGUAUAGCGUGUGCUACGUGAUCUUAGGAGCUCCAAGUACUGUUCUGUGGGGUAGCAGAUAAUCGGUAUGGAUCCCUGGGAGAAGCGAUUUGAGUUGCCCAGUGUUUCAGAGGUGUUCUAUGGGCCGCCUGAACCAACAUAUUUUGUCAACACGGAUCCUUACCGCCACCAGAGGAGGCCAGUGAUGAUGCCUGCUCCGGUUUACCGCCCUCGUGAGCUUAGUCCAACUCGCUAUCGCACUCGAGCGCUUGUUGCUCCUUCAUCAACGGAGUCUCACAUAGUGCCUGCUGUCGCUUUUGAGAGGAACGUGAAGACUCACCCUCAGGGUCUGGUUCUUCAUGUUCCAAUGUGCUGUGAUAAUUGCGUGGAGAAAGUUCGCAAGGCCGUUUCAGACCUUGAAGGAGUUCGGGACGUUGUAUGUGAUCAAUACCGACAGAAAGUGAUCAUCUCUGGCGACGUUGACCCCGAAAAGGCUCUUCGCAGGGUUAGGAGGGUGAAGAAGAAAUCCAGGUACUGGGAGAUGGCCACUCAGCCCGUGCAGUACUCUGGAAAUCCUGCCACUGGCCAGGUUCACACGAAGUCUCUCGUGAACGCUUACCGUGCUCCUGGGUACCAUGUUUCGGCGUACAAUGCUCAUUCCUCGGUGUAUAAUGGCUAUUUAAGCCCGCCACGCUACAAUUCGUCCUAUUUGCGUCGUUACAGUUCCCCAUAUAUUGACAGUGUGUACAGCUCCGGUUACAAAGAACCUCGCCAUGGCUCUUUGUAUAACAGACUGGCAUACGAUGAUCUUGAGUAUCGUGCUCGGUUCGACCGCGAUACUCCUUACCUUCAAAUGAACAACGUGUAAUGAGAAAGGAAUAUUGUGUGUUAUCUUAUGUCGUUCCUCCUCAUCACUACAGUUAUACUUCCUUUGGACGGACUUGGAGUACGAUUCUGGUGAGUAGCAAGCUUCUACAGUGGCAGUAACUUGUAAAUUACUCAUUGAGGUUUGUGGGUGUCGCAUCGAGACUGCGCAGCGAGGCUUACGUUUCAACCUCAGAAUGUUUCCAUAAUGUACACUAAAGGUAACUGGGAGGCUUUUCCCACAGACAAGAUCGAAUUCCAUGGUGCAAGCGGCCUCGGCUUUAUAAGGGUUUCGUUGUGAAUACAUGCACGCGGUAGGACUUUUGGUAAUGGCACUUGUAGAGAGAAUGGCAAUAUGGUGACCUUUGUAGUAACGCAAAUUUUGCUUCAAAGCUUUUCUUAGAUUAAUGCUGGGGACGAAGACCAUGGGAUAUUAAGAUUUCUGUUAACUUAAGAGCUUCAGUGUAUCUGAGUUGUUAGCCUGUAGGCUAAUGUGAUCAAAUGGGGAAACUUGUUACGAACAUGCUGUGUUAGAUUACUUUGGCAUGCUGGAUACGGUGAUUUCGGUAAGGGUAACACGCUUUGUGUUCUCUGCAAGUAGUCAUACAGGUAUACAGAAAUGCUGCUGUUUCUGUUUUAGGAAGUGAAACAGCUGUGAAAUGUUUCUAACUACUGUGGUUGCACAGUGAAGUUGGAUGAGCUGUACAGCAGGGAUUAGCUAGGUUUGGAAGUUCAUCCUUAAGAUAGAAACUGUAUCUUGCAAUUGCAAAGGAUUUAUUGAAGUCAAUACUACAGAUUACAAAACUCGAUUCUAUUUUUCAAGCA